This is a messenger RNA of Cuculus canorus (common cuckoo), 2466 nucleotides long. It is a transcript of the gene DBNL, whose product is annotated as drebrin like. The transcript is spliced from 14 exons. Gene Ontology annotation, biological process: positive regulation of axon extension; neuron projection morphogenesis; regulation of actin filament polymerization. Bases 67 to 1506 code for a protein of 479 amino acids. Gene Ontology annotation, molecular function: actin filament binding. The record is from RefSeq and is a predicted model, not a curated record. Gene Ontology annotation, cellular component: site of polarized growth; dendrite; postsynaptic density. NCBI's taxonomy places the organism in Eukaryota, Metazoa, Chordata, Aves, Cuculiformes, Cuculidae.
AAGGGGCGGUGCUUCGUGGGCGGGGCUGGGGGCGUGUCGGCGGCGCGGGGCGCGGCAGGCGCUGCCAUGGCGCUGAACCUCAGCAAGAACGGGCGGGCGCUGCAGGAGGCCUACGGGCGGGUGGUGGCGGCGGGAAGCCCCACCGAUUGGGCUCUGUUCACCUACGAAGGCAACAGCAACGACCUGCGUGUGGCUGGCUCCGGAGAUGGAGGCCUGGAGGAGAUGGUCGAGGAGCUCAACAGCGGGAAGGUGAUGUACGCCUUCUGUAGAGUGAAGGAUCCCAACUCCGGCCUGCCCAAAUAUGUCCUCAUCAACUGGACUGGUGAAGGGGUGAACGACGUGAGGAAAGGAGCCUGCGCUAACCAUGUCAGCACCAUAGCAAGCUUCCUAAAGGGGGCUCAUGUCACCAUCAACGCUCGCGCAGAGGAGGAUGUGGAGCCUGAACUCAUCAUGGAGAAGGUUGCCAAGGCCUCCGGGGCCAACUACAACUUCCACAAGGAGAGCAGCAAGUUCCAGGACUCGGGUCCUCAACCUCCCGUGGGCUCCGUCUACCAGAAGACGAAUGCAAUGUCUGAAAUCAAGCGAGUCAAUAAAGAUAAUUUCUGGGCCAAAGCAGAGAAAGAUGAAGAAAACCGCCGGCUGGAGGAAAAGAGGAGAGCAGAGGAGGAGCGGCAGCGGCUAGAGAGAGAGCGGCGGGAGAGGGAGCUGCAGGAAGCGGCGGGGCGAGAGCAGAGAUAUAAAGCAAGAUCCAAUGAAAUUGAAGCCCAGAAGAGACUCAAGCAGCAGCAGGAAGCGGAGAACAGGGACAAGGAGCAGCAGCAAUGGAAGGAGCAAGUGGAGGAGUAUGAGGCCAGACAGCGGAGAGGCUUUAAGAGGAGUGAGUCGGUGGAGAAAGCCCAGGAGGCGGCGUCGCUGAUCGCGCAGCGGGCGGUGAACCCCCGGGACAUCUUCAAACAGAGGGAGAAGUCAGCACCAACAGAUGCGGUGACUGUUUCCCAGCCAGGCAAGCUUCGCAGCCCUUUCCUGCAGAAGGAGGUGAACUCAGUGCCAACUCCGGCCUCUCCCAUCUCUCCUGCACGGGAUGCUGCUUCCCCAGCCUCCUUUGCCCAGUCCUCUGCCUGGGGGACACCUCCAGCCUCUCCAGCAGCCACAGCAGGGCGUGACGCUGUGUACAGUUCAAGCAUCCCGGCUUCCCAUGUGGAAGAGGCAAAUCUCUACGAGGAGCCACCAGAGCCCUCAGCCAUCUAUGAAGAACCCCCUCAGGAACAAGUUGACAAUGCCAAAUACAACUACUCGGAGUACCAGCAGACGCCGGAUCUGACAGGGAAGGGGCUGUGUGCUCGAGCGCUCUACGACUACCAGGCUGCUGAUGACACUGAGAUCUCGUUUGACCCGGAGAACAUCAUUACCAACAUCGAGAUGAUCGAUGAAGGCUGGUGGCGCGGCUAUGGCCCUGAUGGCCACUUUGGCAUGUUCCCGGCCAACUAUGUGGAACUGAUCGAGUGAGGGGGCUGGUGGGGACCAGAGCCACUCCAUCCCCUCCAGGACCACUCGGUUCCUGCCUGAUUCUUCCAAACGAUACGUGGCUUUUCUUCCUCCUUUUCUCUUUCUUUCCAAGUGAAGUGCCAUCGCCCUGCUCCGUCAGUGGCAGGGCUGACCCUGGCACUGCUCUCUCCCAUCCCUCAUAGGCGGCCCUCAGUCAGGAUGAAGGGUUCCAUCCCCUCCUGAGCCCCUGCAGUGCUGAUCUUCUCUUCCCUCUGGUUUGGAGCAGGCAUUCUCUUUCAGGGCUAAAGGAGGGGAUGAUAAAUCCCAGAUGAAGAAUUUUCAGGGAACAAAUUGCCUCUCCCCCCCCUCAACGCUUCCUCCAGCCCUGUGGCCUCAGAACCUGCACAGCCACGGUGGAGAAACCUCUUCCCAUUUCCACUAUGGAUUGAUUUUUAGCAUCCCAUGGGCUCCGCCAUCAUGUCUAGAGCUCAAACCCAGCUCCAGAGUGCUGCCAUCACCCCUCGAGCACCCAGAGCUGGCGGUUGCCACUGAUAUCCCUGGGUUUUCUUCCCUGCUGUUCCCACUGGAGGGGUUUUCUCUGCCUUUCCCUCUCCCCAAACCAUGCUCCAAGGAUUUCAACCACAUGUGAGCCGAACUCCUGUGAGGCCAAAGCACGGGGGGUUGGUGUUAUUUUUUUAGCGAAACCUGUGAGUGUGGGAUCUCUUUCUCCCCUCUUUUCCCCCAAAUUCACUGUGAACAAGGAAGAGCCGAGCCCUGCUGCCCGUUUUCCCCCUUGUUGAGUUCCUUUCCUUGUUGUUGCUUUGGAAGGAGCAGGAGGGGAUGGGGAUUGGAGAUGCCAGGGCCUGGGGACACGGUGGCUUCUCCUCCUUGGUCUCCCUUGGGUUCCUUUCCCACCACUCGCUCCUCCUGUGCUGUCCCCAUCUCUCCCAGCAACAAUAAAAAAGGGCUUUUCUUUGGUGA